AUGUCAGAUCUCAAGACAUUUAUUGGAAGUAUGUAUGGAUGUACAAGCCCGAAAUAUAUAAGCAGAUGUACUAACUUGCGCUCUAGAAAAGAUCAACGUCAUCACGACCGACGCGAGGUAUUUCGAAGGCAUUUUGGAAGGGUUCGACAAAACGACAAACAUCGUCCUCAGCAACUCCGUGGAACGAAUAAUCUACAAACAGGGUGAGAAAGAAGAGAACGAGGAAAUACCGAGUGGUGUCAACAUAAUGCGAGGGAAUGAAAUUGUGUGCAUUGGAGAAAUCGAUGAGAGCCAAUCACCCGAUUGGAGUAAAGUCAAGGGAGACCCACUCAAAAGCACCAAUAAUCCACUAUGA
Lodderomyces beijingensis is the source of this 355-nucleotide messenger RNA. NCBI's taxonomy places the organism in Eukaryota, Fungi, Ascomycota, Pichiomycetes, Serinales, Debaryomycetaceae. The record is from the annotation of a GenBank genome assembly.